AUGCUUUGCAUUGCAAUCAUCAUCUUCCAAAGUAGAAAAUGUGUGGUGCAGGGCCCUCUUUUAGCAUCUAGAGGUAUUGAGACUGCAAGUGAAGUGAUCGUGAAUCUCCUUUCGACCCACGACCAUCCAACCACGCUCUUUCGUCCCCAGUGCUUCUUUCAACACUUGGACACCAGAUCGCAAGGAUCAGUCUUGCUGACUUCAACGGCCCUGCCGUCCACUCAGACGCUGUUACAGGACAAUCCUGGGCAUUUCCUCAAUGGCACGGUCUGUGUUGCUGACCGCCAAAUCAAAGGAAGAGGUCGCGGCCAGAACACAUGGGUGUCGCCAGAGGGCUGCCUGAUGUUUUCUACCAGUGCUCACUUGAACAUCCAAGGUCAGAACCUGCCCUUUGUACAAUAUGUUGUCUCCCUUGCCCUUGUGCAAGCCGUGCAGGAACAAGCAAAGCACCGCUUGAAGGGUAACGAGGUGGAUGUGCGCAUCAAGUGGCCCAAUGAUAUAUAUGGGCACCAGCUCAAGAUUGCAGGCAUCUUGUGCCAGUCAGCAUACCGCAAUCAGCAGUUUCAGGUGGUCAUUGGCAUUGGCUUGAACCUCAGCAACAGAGAGCCCACAACCUGCGUGGAUGCUCUCAUCGAGGAAAAACACCGCGAGUUGGGUCUGGAGGGAUCGCCCCAGCCAGUGCUGCUUUGUGGGAUCCUCAGUCGGCUGGAGCAGCUUCUAGAAGUUCUGCUGAGCAGCGGCUUUGAGCCGCUGCAGCAAGCAUACCUUGACGCAUGGCUGCACACAGGGCAGAAGGUCGUUCUUGAAGAGCAGCAGGGAGGCACCCUGCAUCAGGUCCCCCUGGUGAUUCUGGGCCUGACCCCCAAUGGCUACUUGAGGGCACAGAACGAGAGUGGGGAGCAAUACGAGUUGCAUCCUGAUGGCAACAGCCUCGACUUCUUCAAAGGACUUGUGAGGAAGAAAGCCUGA
This is a messenger RNA of Coccomyxa subellipsoidea C-169, 969 nucleotides long. Its product is annotated as class II aaRS and biotin synthetase. Gene Ontology annotation, molecular function: biotin--[biotin carboxyl-carrier protein] ligase activity. The transcript has 7 exons. The coding region runs from base 1 to 969 and encodes 322 amino acids. NCBI's taxonomy places the organism in Eukaryota, Viridiplantae, Chlorophyta, Trebouxiophyceae, Coccomyxaceae. Gene Ontology annotation, biological process: protein modification process. The record is from RefSeq and is a predicted model, not a curated record. Gene Ontology annotation, cellular component: cytoplasm.